Molecule: messenger RNA, 723 nt
Organism: Lachancea lanzarotensis
Lineage: Eukaryota; Fungi; Ascomycota; Saccharomycetes; Saccharomycetales; Saccharomycetaceae
Gene: ECM13
Product: LALA0S02e10660g1_1
Exons: 1
Coding region: 1-723 (240 amino acids)
Source: RefSeq, a predicted model, not a curated record
AUGUACCAGCUUCAAAACCGCUCGUUGCUGGCAUCAGAUAGAGAGCGGGCUCUUUUGACACAACAGGCUCGUAGCAAACUGAUACGAUGUGCACAUAGCGAUAAAAAUACGGAUCUAAACUUACGAAUUCUGGUAGGCCACGCUAAUUUGCUGGACCGUCUGGCAUUGGAAGAAACGCAAUGCGAUGUCCAAACGUACAACUCGACAAUUUUGGAAGAGUUCCAAUCGGAUUCCGAAAGCUCCGAUUCGGGUUCCGAUUCGGGUUCGGACUCAGAACUCGAAUCUGACGCAAGCUUCGACGAAGAAGAAGACUUUGAUUCGGAUUUGGAAGAUACCGAUGAGUACUGUUACCGUCAUAAUGACAACGACGCUAAUGAAUUUCAGUCGCCAGCGGUGCCUUUGUACGAGAUAGCCAAACACAUUUACCGGCCUCACGACAACGAGAACGAUAACGGUAACCGGAGCAUGCGUUGCGAAACGACCACAACCGUGGUGACGCUUGCCAACGAUGAUGACGACGACGAAGACGAUGAUGAUGAUGAUGAUAAUGGUAACAAAUGGAGCGAUGUCGCUUUCGACGACGACGACGACGCCGACGCCGAUGAUGAAACGGAGCGUAUUUUGAGCUACUGGGACCGUCAUCACCAACAACAGCGCCUCCACCACCAUCACCACAGCGCGGUAAAGAUAGAACGCGUUCCCGCGAUACCUCUGAUGUGCUAA